CGCAGCAACACCACCGUCGGCGUCGUUCUCCACAAUUUUGCUUUGAUCUCUGUUUCGCGUUAUUUUUAGGCCGCCAAAAACAGUUCUUCGCGCCGCUAAAAUAUACAAAAAUAAAACUGUGCCUAUAAACGACAGUGUGUCGUGUUAUAAGACAUAUUUACACGCACCUCGUCGCCCACGGCCGGCCUCGCCACUGACGUUGGUCGCUUUUUAAGUUGACAGCAUAAGCCAGAGCUACUACUACUACUAGCACAAGUGACUAGAACACGCGCCAGCAGCCACUCGCACGCCGUGUGGUGCCUCGCCCCCCCGCAGCGAUGAAUCUGCUGUACGUUUUUGGCCUGAUUCUGGCCGUUCGCUUGGCUUCCGUUUUCGUGGUGAAGACCUACUAUGUGCCGGAUGAAUACUGGCAGAGCCUGGAAGUGGCACACAAACUGACCUUUGGCUAUGGUUACCUCACAUGGGAGUGGGUUCAGGGCAUACGCAGCUAUGUGUACCCCUUGCUGAUUGCAGGACUGUACAAAGUGCUGGCCCUACUCCAUCUGGACAGCGUUCAGCUGCUGGUGCUGCUGCCGCGCAUUCUGCAGGCCACCUUGACGGCCUACUCCGACUAUCGCUUCUAUGUGUGGACCGGCAAGCGUAAGUGGGCCUUGUUCCUCAUCUUGGUGCCUUGGUUCUGGUUCUACACGGGCUCGCGCACCCUGGCCAACACCCUGGAGGCAUCGCUGACCACGAUUGCGCUGAGUUACUUCCCCUGGUAUGGCGAGGGCACCGCUUACUUGUGGCCCGCUGCCAUCUCUUGCUUCCUGCGUCCCACGGCUGCUGUUAUCUGGCUGCCCCUGUCCAUCUAUCAUCUGCGCAAGAGUCGCCAGUCGCCGGUGGAGUUGAUUCUGAAGCGUUUCCUGGCCAUUGGUUUACUUGUUGCCGGCUUGGGCAUUGCCAUAGACUCGUACUGCCACGGUCAGCUGGUUGUGACGCCUUAUGAGUUCCUCAAGUACAACAUUUUCAACAACAUUGGCAGCUUCUAUGGCUCGCAUCCGUGGCACUGGUACUUCACCGUCGGCCUGCCCACAGUGCUGGGCAUCAACACGCUUCCGUUUAUAUACGGCAUCAUGGAAACGGUUCGCAAGUCCGAGAAGUACGAAGUCAGCAAGCAGCUGCUGAUUACCAUUUUGCUCACGUUGGUCGUGCUGAGCACCGUGGAGCACAAGGAGUUCCGCUUUGUGUCCCCGCUGCUACCGCUGUGCCUAUACGUGACCGUGGAAGCCCUGUCCCGCUGGAGCUAUCGUGCCUCAUCCACUAUGCUCUGGUGCACGGCGUUUGUGAUUCUGUUGGGAAAUGCACUGCCCGCUUGGUACUUGAGCACGGUGCACCAGAAGGGACCCAUCGAUCUGAUGCCCAAGCUGAGGGACAUUGCCCAAGAGUAUCGCGAUGAGCGUGAACAGCGUGCCAACAUCCUCUUCCUCAUGCCAUGCCACUCGACGCCGUUCUACAGCCACAUCCAUGAGAAUGUCACCAUGCGCUUCCUCACCUGCGAGCCGAAUCUGAAGCAUCAGGAGAAUUUCAAGGACGAAGCCGAUCGCUUCUAUGAGUCGCCCAAUCACUGGCUUAACUCCCACAUACCCAUCCAUCCGCGCACUGCCCUGCCCACGCAUGUGGUGCUGUUCGAUUCGCUAACUGAGAAGAUUGGCGACUUUCUGAGCAACUACAAGCUGCUGCACAGCAUCGAGCAUGCAGAGGUAAUCCAAAUGGACGAGUCCCAGGCACUGCUGAACGAUUGGUCCAAAGCCCUGGGCGCCCAGCCACCUAAUCUUGCCUCUCUCUUGCAGCACCGCCAGUUGCGCACUGGACGGGCCAUUCAGGUCUAUCAGCGUCUGCUCAAGGGCGAAGAGAAUGCGUUCAAUCGCGACCAGCAGCUCCCGUCGGAGCAGGACGUUGAGUCGCUGCUCUCCAAUGAGCGCUUUAAUUAAGUAAUUUAUGCAAAAGACCCAACAAA
Molecule: messenger RNA, 1996 nt
Organism: Drosophila subobscura
Lineage: Eukaryota; Metazoa; Arthropoda; Insecta; Diptera; Drosophilidae
Gene: PIG-B
Product: GPI mannosyltransferase 3
Exons: 5
Coding region: 318-1970 (550 amino acids)
Biological process (GO): GPI anchor biosynthetic process
Cellular component (GO): endoplasmic reticulum membrane
Molecular function (GO): alpha-1,2-mannosyltransferase activity
Source: RefSeq, a predicted model, not a curated record